Durio zibethinus is the source of this 2759-nucleotide messenger RNA. RefSeq names its product D111/G-patch domain-containing protein. Gene Ontology annotation, molecular function: nucleic acid binding. NCBI's taxonomy places the organism in Eukaryota, Viridiplantae, Streptophyta, Magnoliopsida, Malvales, Malvaceae. The record is from RefSeq and is a predicted model, not a curated record.
AAUAAGUAAUAACUCCGUUAGGAGUUCCAAGUUCUGAACUUGUAAGUGAGAUAACGUGUCUACCCGUUCGAUUCACCGACAUAUAACAUUCCCGGAUUCCAUCAUGUCCGUGCACGUCAUCCCCAUGGACCCACGGAAUGAGGCUGACCCCGCAAAAACAAACAUCCAUAAACGGCCCAGAUGGACCCUAGAAUAUUGAACACAAAGAAAACUGAAAAAAAAAAAAAGGUCUCUCAUCAAUUUUGUUUCCUUUGUGCCUUGUCUUUGAGAAAAGAAGACAAAGCUUGAUUUGAUUGAUAGGCUAAACGGCAGCCAUGGCAGGAGGCGGAAAGGAGAGAAGAUCAAAUAAAAAAAGCAACAACAACCAUAAUAAAACGAAGAGUAGCAGAGGAAAAUCAAGAACUGAACCCAAACCUUCAUCUACUCGAAUCAGGAGCUCUACUUUUGUGGAGGGUGGUCUUUUAUCAGAUUGGCAGUUUGAUUCUCAAGGUCGAAGGAAUAGAAAUGGGAAAUCAAAUUCUGGGUUGAAUUCUGAUAGAGCAAAGGCUUCUGCUUCUAAAAAUGGAUCAUCAAGGAAGUCUAGUGGGAGUGCUAUACGAUAUGAGUACCAUUCUCUCGAUCUUCAAGAUCCAGAAUCAGGUGUUCAGGCACAUAUGGGAGAUAAUAAAAUGGAUGAGUCACAACCUAUUGUUUUGCUUGAUUCAAAGGAGAAUGAAAUCAUUGCUUACAUGGAUCAAACCACACCUUCAAAGCCUAGUCAUGUAAAUUAUACUUAUGAAUACAGUUCAGAUUUUGUGCUAGGUGAUAGAUCUCAUAGAGGAUUGGGUUUUGAUGAUGAAUCCGAGGCAACCCCCAGUGGAAUUAAGUCAUGUACAAAGCAAAUGGAAGAACAAGAAGGGGAAUGUUCUCAUUUAUCAUCCUCUGAGAAGGAAAUGGAUGCUGGUCAUGGUAAUAAUAGCAAGGUGGAUGCACAGGUGGCUCAACAAUUGUUUUCUGAUGCAUUAUCCCCAAAGAAAAAUUCAGGGUUUUUGUCAAUUGGAGGCAUGAAGUUAUAUACUCAAGAUAUGUCUAAUGAAGAAACUGACGAGGACUAUGAUGGAGAGUCACUAGGUAAUGAAAGCUCCGCGACAACUGAUCAGAAGGAGCAAGAUGGGAGUGAUGCCUCUGAAAUUUUGUCUGAUGAUGAUUCAGAUAUUGAUGAAGAGGUUGCAGAAGAUUACUUAGAAGGAAUUGGUGGGGAAGGUAGUGUUCUAGAUACCAAGUGGUUGGUAGGUCAGGCUUUAGAUGAAUUGGAUGAUGAUAGUUCUUCUAGUAGUUCUUUUGACGAGACAUUAGAGAAGCUGGGUGGGAUUGCUCUCCAAGAUGCAUCUAGUGAAUAUGGCAUGCAGAAGUAUCAGUCAAGAAAGAAAUACUCUGGAGGUUCUAAAGAUGCUUGGUCACCAGCUUUGGAUGAUCUUAUGGUAGUAAAGGAUCCAAGAAGUGUGUCUGCUAAAACAAAGCAUGUUGCCAGGUUUCCUCAGUCUUGGCCUUUACGGGAACAAAAGAGUAAAUAUUCCAGAAAAUUUCCUGGUGAAAAGAAGAAACAUCGCAAGGAAAUGAUUGCUGUGAAGCGUCGUGAAAGAAUGCUUCGUCGGGGUGUUGAUCUUGAGCAAAUAAAUUCGAAAUUAGAGCAGCUUGUUUUGGAUGGGAUCGAUAUGUUUGCUUUUCAACCCAUGCAUCAUCGAGAUUGUUCUCAGGUACGAAGGGUAGCUGCAAUUUACCGCCUGUCUAGCGGAUGCCAUGGUUCUGGCAAGAAAAAGUUUGUUACAGUAACACGCACACAAUACACGUGCUUGCCAUCUUCCAGCGACAAACUUCGCCUGGAAAAGCUAAUAGGAGCAGGCAAUGAGGAUGCAGACUUUGCUGUUAAUGAAGGCUUUAAUAUAAAGGCAUUGGAUGCAGGAAGAACCAGAGUACAAAAGCUUGCUAGAGAGAGUGACUUAAAGAGAGCCAAUUCUGGUAACAUUGGUGAAUCAAGUGAGAAAAGUGGGAAAAAGGUUUCAUAUGCAAGUCAACCUGUCUCAUUUGUAUCAAGUGGCCUUGUGCCAUCAGAAACUGUUGAGGUCAAAGCUAUGGAUUCUGAGGCUACGACAGAAACCUGUGAACACAAGGGUCUCGGCAGCACAUCACAGUUUGGUGCAUUUGAGGUACAUACAAAGGGUUUUGGAUCCAAAAUGAUGGCUAAAAUGGGAUUUGUUGAAGGUGGAGGGUUGGGAAAAGAUGGUCAAGGUGUGGCACAGCCCAUUGAAGUCAUACAGCGGCCUAAAUCACUAGGGUUGGGUGUGAAUUUCACCAACACAAGCAGUGACUCGGAGAGGGUUCAUCAUAAAUCCAGUGGAGCUUCUGACAAUCGUAUCAAAGGUUUUGGUGACAAAUCUUUUGGAGCUUUUGAAAAGCAUACCAAAGGUUUUGGAUCCAAGAUGAUGGCUAAGAUGGGUUUUGUUCAAGGUAUGGGUUUGGGCAAGGAUUCACAAGGCAUUGUCAAUCCUCUAGUCGCUGCUAGGCUCCCAAAAUCACGAGGAUUGGGUGCUAAUCGUUAGACGUCUUGCCUUGAAUGAAUAUACAAAAGUAUAGACGCAGCAAGAUUUGAAUAGAACAGUUUCUUAGGUUAUUCAAUGUAUUUGUAGUUCCUUGUCGUUUAGUAAAUCAUAACAUUCACCUCACUUUCAUGGUACGUUCAAAUAUUUUUACAAGUAAUAAAGCCUCUUGGUUUCUACCGA